Molecule: messenger RNA, 2016 nt
Organism: Saccostrea cuccullata (small rock oyster)
Lineage: Eukaryota; Metazoa; Mollusca; Bivalvia; Ostreida; Ostreidae
Exons: 1
Coding region: 1-2016 (671 amino acids)
Source: RefSeq, a predicted model, not a curated record
AUGUCAGAGUCUGUGUUUGCUGGACUAUGUCAUAAAGUGGGCACUUCUACACAGAUUAACAUAAGGAGAGAAGUAGAGGACAUCCGAGAAAUCGUUAGGAAUGAACUCGUCUUCGGAAGGGGGGAUUAUUUGAUAUGGAGUGGUAGUUAUAGAGAAGGAUUCAGACUUGAGGGAUCUGAUGUGGACUUGAUGAAAUGUUUCAGCAUCUAUCAAGUUGUCUGGGACUUAAAUCAAGCAAUGAGUUUCAAUAUAAACAGAAAAUGGCUUUUUCUGUGUGACUGCUCUGAGAGUCCUCCUGGAUUCACAUUGCUUGCGCCAUGGCCAAUGAUGGCUAUACAAACAGAGGUUCCCACCUUCUUUGUCAGAAUAAAUGGCAAAGUAUAUAUCUCCAGUUCUAAAUAUAGACGGAUCGCAUGUCCAUUGGGAGUCCCCAAAAAUUUUACUGAACAUGGACCUUGCCAAAGUGGCUACCUAGGAGACAAAGAAUAUGAUUUUGCUCUCUGUUUUGAGUGCAAAUUUUGGCCUCCAUCUGCCUCCUCAUGGAUAGACAGGUGUCAAAUCUGGCCUCAAUCUCAUAUUCUUCAUAAUAUAGUAAAAAAUGGAUGUCACUUAGUAGCAAUAGGACACAAAUUAGGAAAGCACGCAGACGAUGAAUGGAGAAUUUCCUUUUCUCUAGCAGAACUAAAACUUGUUUAUUCAAUGAACCACUGUCAAUUCCUAACCUAUGGUUUACUUAAAAUUUUCCUCAAAGAAAUAAUUCAUAGCGCUUUGGGUGACCAGGAUAAAUUACUGUGUUCCUAUCACAUGAAGACAUCAGUUUUCUGGGUUAUUCAACAAAACAUAAUAGCUCACUGGUGUCCACAAAAUCUCCUGGAGGCUUUCUGGGUCUGCUUCAAGCUCCUCCUUAAAUGGGUGUACGAGGGGGUCUGUCCUAAUUUUUUCAUUCCAGAAAACAAUAUGUUUGUGACCAACAUACAUGGUGAAGCACAGAAGAUUUUAUUUCUAAGACUUUAUGGAUUAUAUGAGAAUGGAAUAGCUUGCCUGCUUCACAGUCCCACCAUCAGGCCCUAUCUUAUAAAUGUCCUCCGUAAUCCUAGACAAUCUAUCUGCAUCCAUGAAUACAAUCUCGUCUCAGAGCAUCAGCUUGAUUUUGAACUUUUCAAUGUGAUAAGUAAAACGCAUUUAGUGCUCGUUAUGGAUCUACGUCGUUGCAUUAAGUGUCUAAGCAUCAUAGAAUAUUUGAUAGGAUUACGCUUGACACAGUAUCAAUUUGUCUUGCUACAGAAAUCUACAGUCAAUGUACUUCAAACAAUUUCAUUUUUAUUGUUAAACAGGUGUUAUAACACAGUUGCCAACAAACUGAUGUAUAAAGUUGACAAAAAGAUCUGUCACAUGCUGAGUUUAGCAGCCAAGUUUGGAUGUAUUUCUGAUACAUUGUACUUAGUCAUGUAUUAUUAUCGGACAGCUAGAUACUUAAAAGCCCUUUUUGUUAAUGAGAUGAUGGAAGUCAAAUUAUCACAGCCACAUGUGUUAUAUAGGAUUAUAGACCCAGUUAAAUAUAGUGAGGCCAUAGGGGGACAGUCUUUGUCUACAAAACUGAGGCAGGCUACAGCAGACGACAUCGAUCUUCCACCUGAAAUCUGUUACUUGCAUGAACUAAUACCAGAACAGUCUGUUUUACAAAAUGGAAAUAUUAUUCUGGCCAUUCCCUUGUUUACACUGGUAUACAUGCUAGAGAUUUUGUGCUCCAUGCACACUGAUACCGUGCGUGCGCAAAGGGCUCUACUUAAACUAAAAUCUCUAGUACACUUUGACCAGGGGGUAUAUCUGCCUGAAAAACUCAAAGGCAUAUCAUGGCAGAUUCUGGGGAUCUGUCAACAGAUCACAGGGGACAUUCAUUCUGCUCUAUUCUCAUACCAACAAUCCCUCAGACAAUAUCCGUACCAUGAGUUACGAACUGCAACAUUGAUGAGAAUACAGGAUAUAAUGAGAACAUCCCAGCGUGAGAACAUGUGA